Diorhabda carinulata is the source of this 9879-nucleotide messenger RNA. Its product is annotated as protein 4.1 homolog. Lineage: Eukaryota; Metazoa; Arthropoda; Insecta; Coleoptera; Chrysomelidae. Gene Ontology annotation, molecular function: actin binding; structural molecule activity. The coding region runs from base 502 to 8352 and encodes 2616 amino acids. The record is from RefSeq and is a predicted model, not a curated record. The transcript is spliced from 14 exons. Gene Ontology annotation, cellular component: cytoskeleton; plasma membrane.
UGUUAAUUACUAGGGAUAUCAUAUUAAUAUAAACAUAGGUAUAUUAUAAUCUAGAAAAAGAAUACAACAUAAUAAAAACCAUGUUCAUGGGUGUGACACCAUCAUUUCUUUAUAUAUAUAUACAUGACGUAAUUUUUCUGCUUUUUAUCCACUAAUAAAAUAUAUUCCUACGCCUUGAGUAUGCGAUCGAAAAGUAGAUCGUAAUGUAAAAGCAAUUUUUGCAAUAAAAACGUGAUUAUUAUUCUUCUAAUAGAGAUUAUGCACGCAAUUAUUAAAUAUUACAUUUUUAAAUCUUCAUUAUUUUUUAAAAAUACAUUCAUGUAGUAACGAUUGGGUAUUCAGUGUUGUUGAGAGUCAGUUUAAACUUCGUUGAACGUUUGUUCGUUUGUUGUUUAUGGUUUGUGGCCCAUCCCAGUUCGCUGUGAAUGUGUGUGCCGUUUCCAUAAUAAAAUAACGAUAAAUUUAUGGAUAACAUCUCUUUUUGAUAGUUAAAAGGCUACGAUGCCUGAGGAUAAAAAAAUGGCAGUUGAUAAUGAUACUCUCUCUACAAAAAAGUCUUCCACUAUUACCCGUAGUAGUGGAAGCACAACAGCGCAAGUUACAAUGCUUGAUGGUUCCAUUUUGCCCAUAGUUAUUGAUAGGAAAGCAAAAGGAAAAGAGUUACUGGAUAAAGUAUGUGAAUCUAUCAAUUUAAUAGAAAAAGAUUAUUUUGGAUUGGUUUAUUCAGACAGACAUGAUCCUAGAAAUUGGCUUGAUUUGGAAAAAAGAAUAAGCAAAUUUAUGAGAGUUGAACCGUGGAUGUUCAGUUUUGAAGUUAAAUUUUAUCCACCGGAUCCGGCGCAAUUACAAGAGGACAUUACCCGCUACCAUUUGUGUCUUCAAAUCAGAAAUGAUAUUUUAAAUAAUCGUUUACCGUGUUCAUUUGUCACUCACGCGCUGUUGGGAUCAUACCUCGUUCAAUCCGAAUUGGGGGAUUACGAUCCCGAAAAUAUGGGUAAGAAUUAUUUGAGCGAAUUCAAAUUUGCACCAAAUCAAAAUCAGGACUUGGAACAAAAAGUUAUGGAGUUGCACAGGACUCACAAAGGUCAAACUCCAGCUGAAGCUGAAUUACAUUAUUUGGAGAAUGCUAAGAAAUUAGCCAUGUAUGGAGUUGAUUUACAUCCUGCCAAAGAUUCGGAAGGUGUUGACAUUAUGUUGGGUGUCUGCGCUUCUGGAUUGUUGGUCUAUAGAGACAGGCUCCGUAUAAAUCGGUUCGCUUGGCCGAAAAUUAUAAAAAUCAGUUACAAACGCCACAAUUUCUACAUCAAGAUACGUCCGGGUGAUUUCGAGCAAUUCGAAUCGACGAUAGGUUUCAAAUUGGCCAAUCAUAGAGCAGCUAAAAAACUUUGGAAAACUUGCGUGGAACAUCAUACAUUUUUCAGGUUGAUGUCACCAGAAACUAAUCAAAAACCGUCUCUGUUUCCGAAAUUAGGCUCGAAAUUCAGAUAUUCCGGUCGGACUCAUUAUGAAACCCGAAAAACUCCAAUAGAUCGUCCGGCGCCUCAAUUCGAACGCUCUUUAACUGGAAAACGAUUGACUUCUCGCAGCAUGGAUCCAUUAGGUGGAUUACGACCCGAAGACGAUUUUAAUGAAUCAAAUAAACGACACACUAUGUCUCAUCCACCCGAAUACAUACCGGAUAUAGACAAUCAAACACCGGCGACCGUUAAGUCACCUAAAGAGAAAAAAGAAAAAGAAAAGAAAGGGAAGCCCGUGGGCGGUGUCGCCGUAUUACCCGCCGGCGGUUUGUUCGGCAAAAAGAAUGAUAAAGACAAAGAAAAUAGAGAUUUGAAUGCUCCACAACAAAACGGAGACGAUUCCCAAUUGAAUACCAGCAAUGAAAGCGAUAAAUCACCUCGAGACAAAAAGGACAAAGGAAAGAGUCCCGGUUUUCUGUUUGGUUCCAAAAAAGAAAAAUCUCCGAAAGAGAAAAAAGAAAAAAUCGCAGCUACUACCGAUAAAGAAAAAAGUGGCGGUCCUCCUGUCGGUUCGCCACAAUUGCCGGGAUAUACUAGAGAAUACGAUUACGAAACUACGGAAGAUCAAGUAACGCCGAAAAAACCUUUCGCGCAAGGUUUCAGUUACGAAAAACCGGGUUCCCCUUCGAGUCCUACGGGUUCGAACGAAACGCCUCAUUCUCCUACCAAAAGAGCGACAGCGACCGCUUUCAAUUACGCUCCCGGAGACGUGGGCAAACUUAAAAAAGAACUUUUUAAAGAUCCCAAAGCGGAUAGCGCCGCUUUUAUCGAAGGCGAGCAAUAUUCUCACCAAGCUCCGCCUUCGACGCAAAAAGCACUCAAAUUCGGUUCGGUCGCGACACCCAAAAAAACGAAGCCGGUUACUUUGUACGUCGUUACAGGUACUAGGGAUCCCAAAACCGGUUACAUUGACGUUACCACGGCGACGGUCGAUAAAACGGUGGGCGACCAAAACGUCGAUACCGGAUUGAUCGAUUGCAAAUACGGUUUAAUCGAUCCAUCUAACGGUACCAUUAUUAUAACCGAUCCUGCAAACGGUCAAAAGGAAGUAGUACAAGGACACAUAGAUCCAAUCACCAAACAAAUUGUAAUAACUUCGGGCUCGGUUAUAGAUCCAAAAACCGGUAAGAAGAGUUCAAAUUUGGGUCAAAUUAUAACCAUUUACGAACCGAAAACGAGAGGUACUACCGAUAAACUUACCGUGCCGCCGAAUAAGAGAUUAAUAAAAAUUACGGUGACUACGGCAAAGAAAGAUCCUAAAACGGGACGCGUCGAAGCAGAAAAAGGUCAUACGGAAACUUUGGACGCCAUAUUAGAACCGGCUACCGGUAGAAUCGAUUCCAAAUACGGAAUAAUCGAUCCCGUUAAUAGUACUAUCACUAGCAAGGAUCCGAAAAGCGGUAAAAUCGAACAAUACCCCGUGGAAAUCGAUAGUAAUUUGGGCCAUUUCGUAGUCAGACAAGGCGUCAUCGAUCCGAAAUCGAACAAAAUCGAUAACAGUUUGGGACAAUUGAUCAAAAUAUCCGAACAAGGCGAUUCCGUCGUACCGGUAACGGCAUUGACGGCACCGCGGGAUCCCAAAACGGGACAAUUGGAUCCCGCAAAAGCGCACAAAGAAACAACCAACGGCAAAAUCGAUCCAAAACACGCUCUUAUUGUUACGAAAUACGGAUCCGUUAACGUUAAAGAUAAAAAGAUUAUAAGUCGCGAACCGAAGACCGGUAAAGUCGAAGAACAUCCCGUACAAUUCGACGUCAACGAUAACGUAAUUAUAUUAAACGGAGUUGUAGAUCCAAGAACCGGAAUUAGAGACGAUGCCUUGAGUCAGAUACUUCAAAUCGAAUCCGAAAUCGAACCGGAUAUAGUGGUUACGUCGCAAGGUGGUAAACUCGAUAAAAAAGGACUAGAUCCGAAAUUCGUUUCGGCGCCAGAUAAAUCGAUCGGUUUAUACGAUCAAGAAGGCAACAAAGUUUACACCAAAUACGGUAUCGUUAACGUCAUACACGAAACUUUGUCGUUUAUCGAUCCAAAAACCGGAAAAACCGAAAUUAAGCAAGGACACAGAGAACCUUCCGGUGAUAUACUUUUUAAAGGUUUAGUCAAUCCGAAAACGGGAAAAAUCGAUAAAGACUACGGUAGAGUAAUCAAAUUCGAACUUAGCGAACCUAAAGUGGAUUCUUCCGUUAGUACCGCGCCUUAUAAACCGGAUAAAAGAAGCGCGCCAAUAACUCCGGUCAAAGUACCGAUACCGACCGCUAAUAAAGGACGAAAUAAAGUUAUCAAAAUUUUAACGGUAACCGCCAAAAAAGAUCCUAAAACAAAUCAAUUGGAUGUUGAACGCGGUCACGUGGAUCAAUCGGCAGGAAUUUUAACGCCGAACGGACAAAUCGAAUCGAAAUACGGUUUGAUCGAUCCGAAAAAAGCCACAAUCACCAUUUUGGAUCCGGCCACCGGUAAACAGGAAAUCGUUCAAGGACAAAUAGAUCCGAUCACCGGACAAUUGCUAUUCGUGAACGGGCCGAUUAUAGAUCCAAGAACCGGUAAAAAAGAUCAAACGCAGGGCCAAAUAAUUCAUAUCGCUUCGUACGAACCGAAAGAGACGACUCCCGUUAAAAAUCUACUCGCUACUCAUCCGAUACCUAAAAAGAGAAUCGUCAAAAUUUUGAUUAUAACCGGAAGAAAAGACGCCACUACCGGUAAAAUCGAUACAGAUAAAGGAACGGUGGAAAAAUUGACCGCCACUGCGGAUCCGAUCAGCGGCAUAAUCGAAUCCAAAUACGGAAAAAUCGAUAUACAAAAUAAGAAAUUCGUUUCCAAGGAAAAAUCCGGAAAAUCCGUAGUUACACCUAUUAAAGUCGACGAAAAUACCGGACAAAUUUAUAUAGACGAUAACGUCGUAGAUAGUAAAACUGGUAAAAUCGAUCGGGGUUUAUCUCGAGUGAUUAACGUCGUCGAUCCGCAACAUCCGGCCGUAAUAAUAACUACAAUCACCGCGACGAGAGAUCCGAAAACCGGUGAGAUAAUCGAUUUGAAAAACGGUCGCACCGAAAUAUCCAACGGAAAAAUUAUACCGCAAACCGGGGAAAUCCUUACCAAAUUGGGUACCGUCAAUUUGAAAUCGAUGAGAAUAACUUGGAGGGAUCCCAAAUUCGGUAUGGUACAAGAACGUCCCGUUCGAAUAGAUAAAGACGAUAAUAUCAUCGUUCCUUCUACUGCCGACGGUAAUAACAACAAAGUACACGUCGUUCAAGUCGGUCCCGAGGUCGAUCCGGAAAUUCAAAUAAAAACUUACGUCGGUAAAAUCGAUACCAAGAAAAAUAGUAUCGAUUUGAAAAAUUCCGAAUGUGAUACGACACCGGGACUUUACGAUCCCGACAAAAACAAAAUUUACACUAAAUACGGACAUCUAGAUCCAAUAUCGGAAACUCUAACUAUUAUCGAUCCGAAAACAGGCAAAUACGAAAUUAGACAGGGUAACGUCGAAUCUAAUACCGGCGAAUUAUUAUUCAAAGGCGGUUUCAACAAUCCCAAAACCGGAAAAAUGGAAAAAGAAUUCGGUAGAUUGAUGUCGGUUCAAAUAACCGAACCGAUCGUAGAUUCCGUAACGUCUCAACAACCUUCCGAAAAAGAUUAUUAUCGACAAAUCGAAGCGUCCCCCGCUUCUCCCGUUAAAGAAGUCGUAACUAAGGGUAUUCUUCAUCCCAUAGCCAAACACAGGAUAGUCAAAAUUAUGGUAAUCACCGGAAAGAAAGAUCCGAGAACGGGUGGUGUGGAUACCGAAAACGGUAACGUUGAACACAUAACCGGAAUCUUGGAUCCUAAAACCGGUCUCGUCGAAACUAAAUACGGUCAAUUGGAUCCGACGACAGGUUCGUUAAUAACAAAAGAUUCAUCCGGAAACAGUCGAAUCGUCGAAGGAAAAGUAGAUCCGAUUACGAAUCAAAUAAUCGUAAACGGAGGUCCGGUAACCGAUCCGAAUACCGGCAAAACGGAUCCCGAUAUGGGACAAAUAUUUUCGAUAGUCGGUUUAAAACAAGCGCAAGAGCCGAAUUUGGCCCCCGUUCCGAAGAAAAAGAUUAUAAGGAUCACCGUUAUUACAACUAAAAUAGAUCCGAAAACUGGUAAGAUCGAUAACGAUAAAGGACAAAUCGAACAAACGACCGCCUUGCUCAAUCCCGAUACCGGUCUUAUCGAAUCCAAAUAUGGACUAAUCGAUCCUAAAAACGGUAAAAUAAUCAUCAACGAUCCCAAAUCCGGUAAAGUCGACGCUAAAUCGGCGCACGUUAACGAAGUACAAGGUCAAAUUAUCGUUUCGAGCGGCGUCGGCGAUCCGAAAACGGGAAAAAUCGAUAAUUCCUUGGGACAAAUAAUCAGUAUAGCCGGUCACAACGAUCCGAUUAUAGAAAUUACUACAGUAACGGCGAAAAAGGAUCCGCUCACCGGAAAAAUCGAUGUAAACAACGGCCACAUGGAUAAUUCUAAAGCUCAAAAAAUAUCGGCUACCGGAGAUAUCGUAACCAAAUACGGUACGAUUAAUAUUAAAAAAUUACAAAUCAUUUCGUCGGAUCCAAAAAGCGGUAAAACUCAAAUUAUUAGACCGAUUCAAGUAGACGAAGAAGGUAACGUAAUCGUUUUAUCCGGAGUAAAAGAUCCCAAAAGCGAUACCGUUAAUCCGGAUCUGUGUCAAAUUAUCAAAUUAGGAUCCGAAAUCGAACCCGAAGUUCAAAUAGUAACGUUCGCCGGAAAAUUAGAUCCCAAAAAGAACACCGUCGCCGAUACGAAAAAUCUCGUACCGGAUAUAUCGAACGGACUUUACAAUCCCGUAACUCAUAAAAUCGAUUCCAAAUACGGUCAGAUCGAUCCGGUAAAAGCUACUUUAACUUAUACCGAUCCGAAAACAGGACGUUCGGAAGUUAAACAAGGCGCGAUAGAUCAUUCGACCGGACAUAUUUCGUUUAGGGGUUACGUCAAUCCUAAAACCGGAAAACUGGAUCAGAAUUACGGUCGUAUAGUCGCCGUACUUAUUAACGAUCCGAAAAUCGACGAAAAGGGAGAAAUCGUUAGAAAAGACGACAAAAAAGUCCGAAUCGAUCCGAAGAGUAAUCAAGUAUGGAUUUACGAUUACGACGAUCCCGUUACGAAAGAAGAAGUCUACGUUACCGGUCACGUAGAUCCCGUUACCGGUUAUAUAGUUUCGGUGUACGGUCAUUCCGAUCCGAAAUCCGGUUCUAUCGCUAAAAUAAAUAAAAUAGAUCCGAUUAAUGUAAAAAUCGAUUCGGAAACCAAUCAAGUUUUCACUAAAACGUCUCGAAUCGACGAUACGACCGGUGAACCAUUAUAUUCGGCUUCGGAAAUCGAUCCGAAAAACGGACAAAUUUAUACGAAAUACGGAAAAAUCGAUCCGAAAACCGGAAAAUUCGUUAUAGUUAGAAUCUACCUUAUAGCGCAAAACGAUCCCCAAGGUAAAGUCAAAGAAAUAGAUCCGAAAGAUUGUCAAUUCGACGAAAAGACCGGAAGGAUUAUAAACGUUUCGACUCAAACCGUAUACAUUUAUAGCAUGGUCGAUCCGAAAACGGGAAAAAUCGUUCAAGUAGAUCCCGACGAUCCUCUAGUUAAGAGCGCCACCACCAAAGUAACGCAAGUCUUAACCCUUACCGGCGAAAUCGAUCCCGUUACCGGUAAAAUACAUACGGAAUGGGGUCACAUCGAUCCACGAACCGGCGAUAUCGAUCCCAAAACGGCUAAAAGGGAUCCCGUUACGGGGCAACUUAUUUUAAAUUACGCCCAAAUAGAUCCGACUCAUUUCAAAGAUCUCAAAGAUACCAAAGUCAAAGUAAAAACUUACGAUCGAACCGGCGGCGACGACGACGGUUCUUCGGGAGAUGAUAGUAGCGACGACGAUUUGAACGAAUACGCGGCGGAUAAUUUGAAAGAUAUCGCCAAUUUGAAAAUACCGAAAGGCGCUAGAAAAGGAGGACCGAGUACUCCGGUUAUAGUGAAAACGACGACCAAACAGACCGUCACCAAAGAUAAGGACGGCCUUACGCAUAACGUCGAAGAAAAAGUCGAAGACGGAAGAACUGGAGAAGUCACUUAUUCGACGCAAGUUAAUAAGGCGGACGUUCCUGUUGACGAUGGUAAAUCGCCAUUCGUGACAGCUCGAGCUGUCACAACCAGAACGGCAACCACACACGAAGAUUUGGGUACGAACGCUCGUACCCAACAACUAGAAGAAAAAACCGUGGCACAUUCCAUGACAUCGAGUGCGACGAGACAAGAACAAAGAACCGUCACACAAGAAGUCAAAACUACCAGUACGGUUGUUAGUGGAGAUCAGCUGGGCAGACGAGACAGCGUUAGUUCGACUAGUUCAGGUGACUCAGGCACACCCAUCGAUCCACCAGAUGAUCCGAAUCAUCCCUAUUACAACAGUCCCAUAUACAAGGAUAACAUACCUGAAGGUAUAGUACAAACUGAAAGUAUCGUUUAUCGGGGAGAUCCCACAAUUAUUCAUUCAACGACCAACGUACCUGUGGUGGCAACGGAAGCACGCAAAGUUAAUUUGACUUCUGAAGAUGGAACCUACAGCGCUACGGGUGAAAUAAUAAGUUCGCAAACAAUCAGUUCGAAAACUAGAACUGUGGAAACAAUAACCUAUAAAACCGAAAGAGAUGGAGUGGUCGAGACUAGAGUAGAACAAAAGAUAACGAUUCAAUCUGAUGGCGAUCCAAUCGAUCACGAUAAGGCUUUAGCGGAAGCUAUACAAGAAGCGACAGCUAUGAAUCCCGAUAUGACGGUGGAGAAAAUCGAGAUUCAACAACAAACUACACAAUAAUGCGCGUGUAGCAAUAUUUUUUAUAUUAUUAUUAUUAUAAUAUAUAUAGUGUACACUUUUUAUUAAAUAUUUUUGAUUCCCAAAUGAUUAGCACAACUAAAUGUAAUAAAAUUGUAAUAGAACAUUUUUCGGAUUGAGAACAUUUUAUGAUGGUCAAACCGGUAAAAUAUUAUAUUCGAAAACUGAUCUAUUUGUAGAGCAUCUGCUUCUUUUAACAUUUGAGCUCUUUUUUUAUCACACAAGUUGCUCUUUUAAUUAUUGUGUAUAUUUCGAUUUGGGCAGGUAUAAUAGAUAAGAUUUUUGUUUUUAUUCGUGUCAAACACUUUUCUUUUUAAUUUAUAUUAUUAACUUAUUUAAUUCUAAUAUUAAAUGUGUGUUUUAUUUAAAAAUAGAUAUCGAGUCAUUAAAGACACUCGCACCGCUAAGAGAUGCUUUGCUGAUCAAUUUAAACAAAAAAAAAAUACGUGCAUACUACGGCAAAAUAUGUAAGGUGCUUAAACAAAUUUUACGAAUCUCAAAACAGUAACAACAAAAUGUGUUCAACUAAUAAAAAAAAUAAUAUAUAUAAUAUGUAUAAAUAUAUGCUUAAAAAAUUUCUAUGUCUAACCACAUUCCAUAAUAUUAUUGAUAAUAAAGUGUUUAUCAAUAAGAUGUUAAUAUUUGAAAAAAUUUUUAUUUAUAAAAAAACUUGCGGUAGCUAUAUUUUUCAGCUAGGACUAGGAUGAUAAGGGACCUCUUUUGUUUCACAAUUUCAUAGCUAAUGACAAGUGCCACAAAAUUAAGUCUGAUAUUUUGUAUUUCGUUUUCUUUUUUGAAUCGAUUUCAGGCCGGAUUUUACAAUUUCAAAAACUAUCUUUGGUAUUAUUAAAUCUAGUCCUGUUUACUGCAAUCAUCUUCAGAAACUGAUAAAUUCGGGAUACCUCGGUUGAUGAUAACUCGGCUAUCAAAACGUUCAUCCUACCAAAGAAACCGGUUUAAAGAACAUUGUUCGGAUGGUUUAUAACAUUUUGUAAUUUUUGCAAAUCGCAAAUACCGGCCUGGAUCGUACUUUUUUUUUUAAAGGAACUUUGUUGAGCUGUAAAUGUUUGAAAACGUUUAUUAACCAUGACAUUUUUUAUUGCCUCGAGACUAAUUGUCCAUUCAGAUUGAUGUGUCGAUGUGGUUUUUGAUUUAUUUAAUUGUCCAAUUAAAUCAUUUUUAAUGGACGAGGUGGUCCUUUUUUAUUGUCAAAAUUAUUGAUAUUUUCAUUGCUGAUAUUGGAAAAAAAUAUACUUUUAAGUUUAUAUUAUUAUUAUUUUUUUUAUAUACUUAUAUAAAUAAAUGUCUUUGUGGUAUUAUUAUUAUUAUUAUUAUUCAAAGUAGAUGCACUUAUUUACUUUUAUAUCAUAUUGUAUUUUCUUUGAUUAUGAAUAGCAUUUUUUUCUUAUGAUAGUGUUUUGCUUCAUCAUUUUUUAGCUAUAGUUGUUCAUACAUAAAUCACAUUUGUUUUAUUUUUUAAUUUUAUUUGAAUAAAGAUGUUUGAAUAAA